Molecule: messenger RNA, 1016 nt
Organism: Scylla paramamosain (green mud crab)
Lineage: Eukaryota; Metazoa; Arthropoda; Malacostraca; Decapoda; Portunidae
Exons: 3
Coding region: 201-674 (157 amino acids)
Cellular component (GO): membrane; intracellular membrane-bounded organelle
Molecular function (GO): heme binding
Source: RefSeq, a predicted model, not a curated record
CAGGCUUUAAAAGUUAUAUUAUCAAGUAGAAAUUUCUUUGCCUUUGAAAGUAACAUGUCAAAUACAGCACGUCUGUUCUGCCACUAACUUAUCACAUUAUCAAAGCCAAGUAAAAACUUUCCACUGUGAUGGGUGACUGCAGAACUCUGAAGUUAACCCUUACACUCUGGAUCAAUUUGUAACCUUCUUUAACAGCCACGAUGAAGCAGACCUACGCGGAGACACCCCUGCACAUGCUCCAGCCCAAGGCCCUCUUCGAUUUCGCAUCCCAGACUCUUGGAUUUGUCACUCAGUCACUCGGGUACAGGCAGCCAGACUCAUACUCGACCGACAACGAGGACAAUUCUCUGUGCCACUUCGAUGUCCGUGAGAAAGACGAGGAGACCGGGUUGGACAUUUACACUCUCAACGAGGUGGCCGAUCACGAGACCUUUGAUGAUUGCUGGAUUGUUCUCUUUGAUAAAGUGUUUGACAUGACUAACUUCCUGUUGGAGCACCCCGGCGGCGAGGACGUGAUCUUGGAGAACGCCGGCAGGGACGCCACCCUCGCCUUCCGCGGCGUUGGCCACUCCACCCUCGCCCUGCGUGCCCUCGAUGACUACUUGAUAGGCAUUGUGUGCCACGGGGAGAGGAUCUACACCAACCAAAACUCAUACAGACGGGAGACACGAUAAGGAUGCAGCCAUCAAGACCCCACACCCCACACACCCUCAUUGAGAAUGAAUGUGUCUAUUAGAGUAGAAAAGGUUUAGUCAUUACCUCACCAUCAUAUUUACAUCGCCAACAUUUCACUGUAGAAUCAUACUGAUAGUCCAAAGCCAUCAUCUUCAUUUACUCAUUUCAAUAAUCAUGUUUAAAUUAUAAUGCACGGAAGUGUCUGGUUCAGAUACCUGAGUUACACCUCGCUUCACUCCGCCCCUUCCAGCCAUAUAGUUACUUAUAAGGUAGAUCAAGUCUUAUAUUUGUACUAUAUUUUUUGUAUAAAAUAUAUACAUAAAUAUAUGUAUGCAAAGUUA